AUGUAUAAGUUUAAAUUUUUCAGCUUAAUUUUUCUAAUUGUUUUAACAAAUCAAGAAGUUCUUAGUGCCUUUAAAUGUGAUUUCGAAGUGAUUAGAGAUUCAUUUAAUAAUUUUUACACGUGCACAUUAUCAGGAUAUCUAUUUGAACAUCAUUUACAAGGAUCUAAUGAUAAUGACGUCACUAAAGUAUCAUUUUCAUCUUAUCAUUAUCACAUGUCAGAAUCAGAUUAUCCAAUAUGCAGAAGAUUCCCAAAUUUAAAUAAAAUCAGAAUUACUGGAAUUAAAUCAGUCGAUGGAAAUUUAUUGCAAGAUUGCAGGAAUUUAUUAGAAAUUGAAAUUGUCAACACAUCCAUUUGGGAGCUUCCUGAAAAUUUCUUUGGUAAUAAUUCAUAUUUGAGCAUUAUUGAUCUUAGAGAUAACAAAUUAACGACACUACCGGAAGGAAUAUUUAGCAACAGCAAAGGACUUUGGUCAAUAUUGUUGGAUAAUAAUAGAAUUGUGGACCUCCCUUCAAAUAUAUUCAAAUCGCUAACUGUCCUUGACAAGUUGUCACUUAAAAAUAAUAAAAUUGAGCAGUUAAGUUCAACUUUGUUUGAAGAUUUAGUGGAACUUGAUGACUUAUUCUUGAAUAACAAUAAAAUAACAGAACUACCAAAAGAUGUCUUCAAGAAUUUAAAGAAUUUGGAAACUUUAAGGAUUUCAAACAACAAACUUACAACAAUACAUUCUGACUCAUUCGGAACCAUAAAAGGAUUAGAAUUAAUUGAUCUAAAGAACAACCAAAUCAGCUCAAUUGAUGAAAAGAUUUUUGACAAACUUCCUAUUGUGAUGCUCAGCUGGAUUAAUUUUAAAGUCAUAGCUAGUUUUAAAUGUGAAUUUCCAAAAUUCGAUAUAAUUAAUUUUGAAAAUACCUACUAUUGCAACAUUUUGCCAGAUUCAAGUGAUAUUACUGACAAUUAUUCACCAGAACGCAUUGGACGAGUUGAAUAUAAUGGAACUAAGCAUGGAUCAGUAGUUUUUACUGAGGAUGAAUUUCCAUUUUGUAAGAAGUUUCCUAAUCUUAAAAUGAUUUCUAUCAUUGGAGUUGAAUCUAUUGAUGCUGACUUUUUCAAAUAUUGCAAGAAUAUUGACAAUGUUAAGAUCAUAUCUACAGACAUGCAGGACAUUCCAGAAAAUCUUUUUAGUGAAAAUUUAAUGCUUAAUUAUAUUGAAUUAGAGAACAAUAAAUUCACGACUUUACCAGAAAAUAUUUUCUCACAUUUAAAGGAACUCCAAACUAUCUAUCUUCGUAAAAAUCAAAUCACAUCACUUCCUUCCAAUAUUUUCAAGAAUCUUCCAAAGCUUAAGGAUUUAAACCUCUACGACAACAAAAUGAGCAUUUUAGAGCAUGACUUGUUUAAAGGUUUGGAGCAAUUAGAAGAUUUAUCUUUGGGCAGUAAUGGAAUAACAGAUUUGCCAAAAGAUAUCUUUAGUCCAUUGAUAAAUUUGGAUACAAUUGAUGUAUGCUGCAAUAAAUUAACAACUAUUCAUUCAGACUCGUUUGGUAUUCACAGAAAUUUGUCAUACAUUAGAUUUGAUGACAACGAAAUGACUGCAAUUGAUGAAAGAUUCUUUGAUAAUACAGGAGCUGAUACUGCACAGGUAUUUGACAUGGACUAUAACAUUUGCUUUGGUAAGGCUUUAUUUUACGAAGAAGAGAGUCUUAGAAGUAAAUUUAAGGAUUGCUUUGCAAAUUAUAAACCUCGUGGUGAAUAG
Chironomus riparius is the source of this 1755-nucleotide messenger RNA. Lineage: Eukaryota; Metazoa; Arthropoda; Insecta; Diptera; Chironomidae. The record is from the annotation of a GenBank genome assembly.